Messenger RNA from Acanthochromis polyacanthus (spiny chromis), 5332 nucleotides. It is a transcript of the gene asap2a, whose product is annotated as ArfGAP with SH3 domain, ankyrin repeat and PH domain 2a. Gene Ontology annotation, molecular function: GTPase activator activity; protein binding. The record is from RefSeq and is a predicted model, not a curated record. The transcript has 29 exons. Gene Ontology annotation, biological process: positive regulation of GTPase activity. The coding region runs from base 474 to 3446 and encodes 990 amino acids. NCBI's taxonomy places the organism in Eukaryota, Metazoa, Chordata, Actinopteri, Pomacentridae. Gene Ontology annotation, cellular component: cytoplasm.
UGUCAAUUUCUUGCGCUCCCGUUGAAGCCGCGGCUUGUUGUUUCCCGGUACUCGGAAGGACGAGAAGUUACCUCCGGUCUGUUGCAGGGUUGGGACGAAGAGAGAGAAGCCCCAGGACCCACUCGGGAAGCUCGGAUUUGAUCUGUGGCUGAGUGGAAGUGGAUGGAGAAGGAGUAGCGGGGACAUAAAGGCAGCAGGGGAUAUAACCUUAUCCAUCACCUUGGAGCCCAGCGCGGUGAGGGCGACGCUGCGACUCCGGUGGGCAGCGUGCACCACACCGCUGCUCUGGAUCCAACAAGGGAAUGACAUAAACACACCCAGACAUGCUUUCCUGCCCUUCGGUGACAUUAAUACUGCUGCUGCUCUGAACUUUCUAUCCUCAACACACGAGAAGAGGGUCCAGAAAGGAGUUCUUCUUCUUCUUCUUCUUCUUCUUCUUCUCUUUCUUCUUCUUAUCUGCAAAGGGAUUAAUCAUGCCGGACCAAAUCACAGUUUCGGAGUUUGUGGCAGAGACCAAUGAAGAUUACAAGUCACCGACUGCCUCAAACUUCACCACCAGGAUGUCCCACUGUAGGAACACAGUGGCUGCUCUGGAGGAGGCUCUGGACGUGGAUCGCAGCGUUCUGUACAAGAUGAAAAAGUCAGUGAAGGCCAUCUACACGUCUGGUCUGGCCCACGUGGAGAACGAGGAGCAGUACACUCAGGCCCUGGAGAAGUUUGGAGAAAACUGCGUGUACAGAGACGAUCCGGAUCUGGGUUCGGCCUUCCUCAAGUUCUCCGUCUUCACCAAGGAGCUCACUGCGCUUUUCAAAAACCUCUUCCAAAACAUGAACAACAUCAUCACCUUUCCCCUGGACAGCCUGCUGAAAGGAGACCUGAAGGGUGUCAAAGGGGAUUUGAAAAAGCCAUUCGACAAAGCCUGGAAGGACUACGAGACAAAAGUCUGCAAAGGACAUUCUUUACUGAAAGGCACCAAGAUAGAGAAGGAGAAGAAGGAGCACGCGAGACAACACGGGAUGAUUCGGACGGAAAUCAGCGGGGCGGAAAUCGCCGAAGAGAUGGAGAAGGAGAGGAGAUUCUUCCAGCUGCAGAUGUGCGAGUAUCUCCUCAAAGUCAAUGAGAUCAAAAUCAAGAAGGGGGUGGAUCUGCUGCAGAACCUCAUCAAGUACUUCCACGCACAGUGCAAUUUCUUUCAGGAUGGUCUAAAAGCUGUGGACAACCUGAAGCCUUCCAUAGAGAAACUGGCCACAGAUCUGCACACGAUAAAGCAGGUACAGGAUGAGGAGAGGAAGCAGCUGACUCAGUUACGAGACGUCCUGAAGUCAGCGCUGCAGGUGGAGCAGAAGGAGGAUUCCCAGGUGCGGCAGAGCACCACCUACAGCCUGCACCAGCCGCAGGGCAACAAGGAGCACGGCACCGAGCGCAGCGGCUACCUUUAUAAGAAAAGUGAUGGGUUGAGGAAAGUUUGGCAGAAGAGGAAGUGUACGGCGAAGAAUGGAUACCUCACCAUCUCACACGGCACAGCUAACCGACCGCCCGCUAAGCUCAACCUGCUCACCUGUCAGGUGAAACACAAUCCUGAAGAAAAGCGGAGUUUUGACCUCAUAUCACAUGACAGAACGUAUCACUUCCAGGCCGAGGACGACCAGGACUGUCAGAUCUGGAUCUCGGUGCUACAGAACAGUAAAGAGGAGGCAUUAAAUCAGGCUUUCAAAGGGGAUCAUCACGUUGGGGAGAACAACAUUGUUCAGGAGCUGACCAAGGCAAUCCUGGGAGAAGUCAAGAGGAUGACGGGAAAUGACGUGUGCUGCGACUGCGGAGCCCCCAACCCGACGUGGCUCUCCACCAACCUGGGCAUCCUCACCUGUAUAGAAUGUUCGGGGAUCCACAGGGAGCUGGGAGUCCACUACUCCCGCAUCCAGUCCCUCACUUUGGAUGUGCUCAGCACCUCCGAGCUCUUGCUGGCCAAGAAUGUGGGGAAUGCUGGCUUUAAUGAAAUCAUGGAGGCUUGUUUAAGCGCUGAAAAUGUGGUGAAACCCAACCCAGCCAGUGACAUGCAGGCGAGGAAAGACUUCAUCACAGCCAAAUACACGGAGAAACGCUUCGCCAGGAAGAAGUGUCCUGAUCCGACGUCCAGGCUCCACACGCUGUGCGACGCAGUAAAAGCUCGAGACAUCUUCUCUCUAAUCCAGGUCUACGCCGAGGGAGUCGACCUCAUGGAGCCGAUUCCUCUGGCCAACGGACACGAACAAGGGGAGACAGCUCUUCAUCUAGCGGUCAGGCUGGUGGACAGAACGUCUCUGCACAUCGUGGACUUCCUCACCCAGAACAGUUUAAAUUUGGACAAGCAGACGGCCAAAGGCAGCACGGCGCUGCACUACUGCUGCCUGACCGACAACAGUGAAUGUUUGAAGCUGCUGCUGAGGGGGAAGGCCUCCAUAGAGAUUGCUAAUGAGGCCGGGGAGACGCCACUGGAUAUCGCUCGGAGGCUCAAACACCUACAGUGUGAGGAGCUGCUGAAUCAAGCGUUGGCGGGAAAAUUCAACGCCCACGUCCAUGUCGAGUACGAAUGGUGCCUCCAGCAUGAAGACCUGGACGAGAGCGACGAAGAUCUGGAUGAGAAGCCGAGUCCUCACCGGAGAGACGAGCGUCCGGUCAGCUGUUACACUCCGGGCAGCAACUCCCACCUGCAGUCCGGCUCGGCGGGCCGCGACGCCGCCGGCCUCUCCAAGGACAAGCAGCGGCCCUACAUGCCCAACCUGGUCAACAACGAGACGUACGGCACCAUCCUGAACACCAACCCUCCACAACCCGCCACCACCUCUGCGCCGCCCCUGCCCCCGAGGAACCUGGCACAGUUAGCCGGUCUGGGAGGGAUCAGUCAGUCCUCAGCGUCCAGCAGCUGGAAGCCCGGUUCUUUAGACCUGGUCGGUCGGCAGAGAUCGUCCUCAGAUCCCCCCAACAUGCACCCGCCUGUACCCCCCAUGAGGCUCACUUCAACUGGAGGUUUGGGUCUUGCUCCUGUGGCGAAGAUGGAAGCGAUGAGCAUACAGUCCAAAUCUAGUCAGGGGCCACUGGGGUCCAGAUCAGCGCCACCUAAAUCUCCUGCAGGCAAUGAUAAAAGCUUCAACAGAGGACCUCUAAAUCGAACGGAAUCUAUUGAAAGAGCGGCUAAGGAAGUGCCAGGAUGCCCCCAGAACUCCAUCGGUCAGUCUCUGCCUCCAGCCCCCAUGCCGAGGAAGGCCUACCCGAAACAGAGGCCAAAGCGAGUGAAAGCCAUCUACAACUGUGUAGCCGACAACCCUGAUGAGUUGACCUUCUCUGAGGGCGAGGUGAUCGUGGUGGACGGAGAAGAGGACCAGGAGUGGUGGCUGGGCCACAUUGAAGGCGAUCCGAUGAGAAGAGGAGCCUUCCCCGUUACAUUUGUACACUUCAUCGCUGACUGAACGGUCACUCUGGAUCUCAGGAAGUGUUGCGGGAUGUGGCGUCCCACUUUCACCCGUCUCUGUCUGCCAUCGUCCCGGUGUUUGUCGUCAGCAUCUUCAUCUUCUUCACCGGCAUCUGGAGUGAGCUCCUUUAAAGUGUCACUGCUGCGUCACCACCUCAGCAUUAUAUGGGUGUCGUCACGGCAACCGUUGCAGACGUGCAAGUCUGGGUGUCACAGGGGACUCGUGGGACUGUAUGUGGUUUUUAUGCUUCCUGUUAAUGUUCCUGACACAGGUUCUAAAAUUCUAGAAAAGAAAAAAAAUCAAUGAUUGUAGUGAAUGACUUCCCGCAAUAAAUGCACUUUUCUUGUCUUUAUCUGUGUUACAACAUAAGAUGGCAUAAUGAAGGUUGUAUGUACAGUAUUCAUUUCAUCCGUUUUCCGUUCAGCUGCAUUGUACAGGCAGUCCUUGAAGUGGUAGCAGUGGGAAGAUCACAGCAAUGUAUCUUAACUUCCUAACAACUGUAAAUGUGAACGUGCUUACAUUCCACAUCUGUGCAUGAGCGAUUUUUAAAUGUUCUGCUCGGUAGCUGCAACUUUCCACGUCUGUAGUAGCCCUCCUGCAUGGAGGUUUUUCUAAAGGUGCUAAGUUAACCCUGGAACAUGCUGAAAGCUGCACUCGAGGGAGCGCUUUCCUGUCCCCAUUUCAGUGACAGAUUGGUGUUGGAAAGGGGACGCUGCAUUUCUAAAUAGCCUAACACUUAUCACGCCUGGAAGAGCUCACUUUCUCAGGUGUGUGUAGAGUAACAGAGCUGCAAGUGGAUUCAAUGUCAUGCAUCUUCUGCGAAUGCUUUCACCCACACACCGCCUGUAGCAUUUUAGCAUUUUGGCAAGAGUGGAGUCAUUUUCAGCAGCAGGACUCCAUUUCUUCCUCCUCCUUCCUUCUUCUGGAUCUGUUUUAGGUCAAAUGCUGACUCUGACUGGAGCUGCAGCAGCCAGUAAUUACCCUUAUGCUGAGUCUGACACCUCAGGCUGUCGUCGCCUGUCAUCUGCCUUAUUAGAGGAGUAGAAAGUGUGUGUUUGUGUGUGUGAGUGCAUGUAUCGUCUGCACAGAAUAAGCUGCGAAUGAAAGAAUAUUAAAAUAAGAGGAAAUUUAAAAAAUGAGAGCCUGGAAAUGAGAUGAAAAGCAGGAGUUAGCUCUGUGACUUAUUUUGUUUCCUCUUGCCUUUGAGAACCCUCACUCUGGCAGGCUGAUUUUUUUUUUUUUGUACACAAAUGAGCUAAAUUGAGUCUGUCUUUGACUCUCUACACAACCUGACAGAAAGGAACAUCCUUCCUUUAGCUUCAGCCUCAUAUCAGUACAUCUGCGGGGUCCUAUGAUGUAGAAACAGGUUUAUCUAAUGUGUUACGUAUGAAUAUGAAACAUACAGUGUAAUUAACUUUGGUUUAGUUGCAGAGCAACUGUCUUUCUGUUCAUAUUGUUGAUAUUUAGGCAUUUAACCUGAAACCAGAGCCUUCCGUGGAUUUGUGAAUGACGAGAAGAGCAGCAUGUGAAUCGUAGCUGACGCGCUCUCUUCAUCAUGUUUAUUAUUAACUCACUGGAAACAGGAAGAUUUAAUAAUCUAUUCGUGUAAAUAUGUUUGGUUUUGUUUGUGGAUAUUUAAAUGUAAAAAAGAGCAGAGCUAACCUGGGCAGUAAAUGUCUUUUAAUGCACUGUGGUGAUGAGCAGUUACAAAUGCGACCUCAGCUGGACCUGUGUGUGUGCGUGCUGUAAACACAACACUCAUGCAAGUGGGAACACAAUUCAUUCUCAUUAACCAUCUGUGGAUCACUACAUCGACUCUUUAACUCUAUUGUGAAAGUAAAUGGGGAAAUGAAACUGGAAUAAUAAAAUAUGAAAUAAUACAA